AUGACGCUAGCUAUCGCAAUCGCGGGGGCCGACCUGGUCGGUGAAGCCAGCAACCAUCUUUUAUCUUUGGUCAUCCUCGACUCUCACACGAAGAAACACGCUCCCAUUAUUAUGGCCAACCUGCAAGCAUCCAACCUCUUUUCUGUCGAAGGUCGCAUCGCGGUCAUUACCGGCGGAGGCAGCGGCCUCGGUCGUAUCAUGGCUCGCGCCUUAGCCACCAACGGCGCUGUGAAGAUCUUCGUCCUCGGUCGACGAGAAAACGCCUUGCAAGAGACCGCUGCCUUGGCUCCCGCGGGCGUGGUCAUUCCUGUUCAAUGUGAUGUGACCUCGAAGGACUCGCUGGAAGCUGCAUACCAGGCCAUAGCUGCUCAAACGACCCAUGUCGAUAUCUUAUUUGCGAAUGGAGGAAUUAUGGGGCCGAUGAUGCGCCCGCCUCAGAAGGCAGAUGGAUCUCUGCCCUCGCUGAGUGAGCUCCGCGAGGAGCUCUUCAAUAUCCCCAUGGAGGUAUUCACCGAUGUACUCAAUGUCAACGUCACUGGGUCAUACUAUACUGUCCUGGCAUUUCUGCCUCUCCUCGAAGCGGCGAACAAGCGCAGGGCAGCACCGCAGCCGGGUGUCCUGACUGCCCCGACGGCACAGGUCAUUAUCACCAGCUCGAUUGCGGGGUUCAUCCGCAAGGUGCCUUUCAGCUAUGCAUACAACGCAUCCAAAUCUGCUACAACUCAUCUAGUCAAGAUGCUCUCGACGGGUCUUGCGGACUACGAUAUCCGCGUGAAUGGAAUCGCGCCUGGUCUGUAUCAGUCAGACAUGGCGAACCAUAUCUUUGAGGACAGGAACAUUGAAGGCAGUGGAAUCUCUGAGGGAUCUUUCCCCCGAGAUAUGAUUCCCAUUCGACGUAGUGGCAGCGAGGAGGACUUUGCUGGCCUGAUUAUUUGGAUGGCGAGUACCUCGGGUGGUUAUUUGAACGGAUCCGUGAUGCUUACAGACGGAGGCCGUGUCAGUAUCGUCCCCAACACUUAUUAA
This is a messenger RNA of Penicillium argentinense, 1023 nucleotides long. Its product is annotated as SDR family NAD(P)-dependent oxidoreductase. The transcript has 2 exons. The record is from RefSeq and is a predicted model, not a curated record. Lineage: Eukaryota; Fungi; Ascomycota; Eurotiomycetes; Eurotiales; Aspergillaceae. Gene Ontology annotation, molecular function: oxidoreductase activity. The coding region runs from base 1 to 1023 and encodes 340 amino acids.